Aspergillus nidulans FGSC A4 is the source of this 819-nucleotide messenger RNA. Its product is annotated as lytic polysaccharide monooxygenase auxiliary activity family 9 protein. The coding region runs from base 1 to 819 and encodes 272 amino acids. The transcript has a single exon. Lineage: Eukaryota; Fungi; Ascomycota; Eurotiomycetes; Eurotiales; Aspergillaceae. The record is from RefSeq and is a predicted model, not a curated record.
AUGAAAGGCGCCGGCUCUGCUUCCUUUCUCCUAACCCUUCUCAGCACGAUCACCCGCACCUCCGCCCACGGGUAUGUCUCCAACAUCGUGAUCAACGGCGUCUCGUACCGGGGCUGGCUCCCAUCCCAAGACCCCUACAGCCCCUCUCCACCCAUUGGAGUCGGCUGGGAAACCCCCAAUCUGAGCAACGGCUUCGUUACCCCCGAAGAAGCCUCCACCGAUGCGAUUAUCUGUCAUAAGGAGGCAACCCCAGCCCGCGGGCACGCCACUGUCGCAGCAGGAGACAAGAUUUACAUCCAGUGGCAGCCUAUCCCGUGGCCUGACUCACAUCACGGCCCGGUGUUGGACUAUCUCGCCCCCUGCAAUGGGGACUGCCAGACAGUCGACAAGAACAGCCUCGAGUUCUUCAAGAUCUCCGGCGUCGGCCUGAUUGACGGCUCCUCUCCGCCGGGCUACUGGGCGGAUGAUGAGCUGAUCGAGAACGGAAACGGAUGGCUCGUCCAGAUCCCCGCCGAUAUCAAGCCGGGAAAUUACGUGCUCCGGCACGAGAUCAUCGCGCUGCACGGUGCGGGUAGCCAGAACGGGGCACAACUGUACCCGCAGUGCUUCAAUCUGAAGAUCACCGGGUCGGGCACUGCUGAGCCGGCCGGUGUUCCAGGGCCCGAACUCUACUCGCCUACAGACCCAGGCAUUCUGAUCAACAUCUACCAGGUCCUGACAGAUUAUGUUGUGCCUGGACCGACGCCAAUCCCGCAGGCCGUUGAGGUUGCGCAGUCUUCGUCGGUGAUCACAGCAACAGGAACGCCGACGCCGGUAUAG